CCUUCCUCAGACGAUUGAAAUUAACAUUUCUAUGAAUAGUCUAAAGACAGUCAACUACCGCAAAAUUGCUGACAACGACCGAAUCCUAAAGCUUUAAUAUAAUUAGAUAUCAAAUUUGAAUGACAUCUGACUGAGAUGCAAUUGCAAGGAACAGACACCAAACUUCGGUCCUAGAUCCUGAAAGCACUUGAGAAUCCAUGAAAAAGGAGGCUAGCAUCAUCAAGCACAGGCAUAUUGACGAAGUUAUAUUCCUUCGUUCCAGAGAUAUGGAAUAUUGGGAAUUCAUCAAUCACAUACGAAGCUAUAGUAUUAAAGGCACGGAUUUGUAAAUGUUUUCAUAACUGUGGCACAGACUCGAUAGGCAUGAGUCAUCGAUACCCGGAGAUUAAAUGAAGCCACAACCCUUUUCCCUGCUCAAACUUCAUUGACAGCAGUAAGACUUUGGUGGUUAUAUCAGACCUUGCAACCUGAUGACUGGAUUACAGGUGAUAAAUCACUUUCCUCAGCUCUCGCUCGCCCGAGUUAUAUGUUUUCACGCCCUUUGACACCCAUCGUUGGUUGCAGAAUCUCCAAAUAGGUUCACCUUGUGGAGUCCCAGAAUCUCGUUCUCGGAAACUUCUGAGGUGAGUGAAGUUAAUAUUGUCCAGAGCUGUGCCGCAAUGCUUCCUGGAUCUAUGCAGUUAUUGGACUGAAGAAGAAACCAAUUUCAAUCAAUUUACACCCUAUUUUCCAACUUCAAUAAACGCCACCAACACGCCAAUUCGAUAUUUUUUCUACCCGGAGCAUGUCCUUGAAAGCUCACAACGGCCAGAUAGCUGCAAUAGGUACGACUACCUCGUCCCAAGCUGUUGGGAAGUGAUUACUAUCGGCAUCAAGGGUAUUAUCAAACCGUCAACUAGCGUUUAUGAGUGCUAAGGUCUAGCGUAAACGCAGACUUCAUGUCGUUUCUUCCCGAGAUCGCUCUUUGUCUUGACCUUUAACAGCAAGUCCUGCAGUAGAUUGCAGUACCAAACCGGCCCAGCCUCUCUUCGGUAAUAAAAUGGCUCAAGAAGAUGAUCCUUUUUUUGAGCUUUACUCGGUAUUUCGGAUGUUGAACCGGUGGCUUACAGAAGUGCGGCAAGGUAAUUCAAAUAGAGAAGGUGACAUUGCUACUUCAUUCGAGUUACGAGCGACUAUCAAGCGCUGGAGAUUCUCAGAAGUUCAUUCUGCUGAAAAAUAGUAGCUUGCAGCCCAAUCAGAGAUAGACAGGAACUUCCAUAACAUCAUAGCAGCGGGUAAGUACACGUGAAGGUGUGUUGAAUAGUUGAUUGAUUGGCCCUCUAAUCAUGAUGAUGUAAGGAAGACUCGUGAUUCACUAGAUAUUUCCGCAACUGCAGGCAACAAUACUGAAAGUGCGAAAUCGGCUUCAUUUACAAGAGCUGCAGGUCGCGGCUGGAUAUGCAGUCUUUUCCAAAGAAGGAAUAUCCCCGCGUGCUUCAUGCAGCUAUAGUAUGCGUUGCAUCACAUAUACACACUUUUGCUCCAAUAGAUUGUACAAUAGCGUGGCAUUUUUAGAGUUCUAGAGAGCUUGCGUAUCUAC
This is a messenger RNA of Botrytis byssoidea, 1579 nucleotides long. RefSeq lists its product as uncharacterized. Bases 1040 to 1219 code for a protein of 59 amino acids. The record is from RefSeq and is a predicted model, not a curated record. Lineage: Eukaryota; Fungi; Ascomycota; Leotiomycetes; Helotiales; Sclerotiniaceae. The transcript has 4 exons.